GAUACUGGAUACACGAAUCCCGAAUACUCACUCUCCUCCACCAACCACAUUUUUAUAUUUCAUUUCAUCAUUCAAAAUUAUAAAAACAUUCUUUACUAGUAUACACAUUUUCAUUUUCAUUUUAUUAAUUGAUCGUUGAAUCAAAGUCCAAAACAUUUAUUACAGAUACACUUCCUUUAUAGCUAGCUAGCUAGCUAGCUGUUGGGACGAUACGAUCACUUUUCACUUCAGACCCGCCACAACCAAUUCUCCUCCAUGCCGUCCGCCGGUGCUUCUUUUUUCACCGGCGUUUCUUCACCUCUCUUCCGCCGCGACCCGCCACAGCUUCUCAGGAAACCUCGGAUUCUGAGAAUGGCCCCGCGCUUCGCCAUAUCAGUCGACCGAGUUCCGGCGACAAUCGUAACGGAGGAGAAAUUAACCAUGACGGUGGCGAAACGAGAAGAGGAAAUAAGUACGGUGGAGACAGAGAAGCGUUGGGAAGAGAAUGAGGAGAAAGAGAGACGGACCGGUUGGAAGGAAUAUUUUGAGCAUGCGAAGGAGUUUAUCGGAGUUGCUGACGGUGGACCUCCGCGGUGGUUUUCGCCGUCGGAGUGUGGUUCGCGGUUGGAUAAUUCUCCUCUUAUGCUCUUCUUACCGGGGAUUGAUGGCUUGGGACUUGGACUUAUUUCACAUCAUCAGAAACUGGGAAGGAUUUUUGAUGUGUGGUGCUUGCAUAUUCCAGUUGCGGAUCGAACAUCAUUUACAGACCUUGUGAAAUUAGUUGAGAGAACAGUUAGGUCAGAAUAUGAACGUUCACCAAAUAGGCCCAUAUAUCUUGUUGGAGAAUCUUUAGGAGGGUGCCUUGCACUGGCUGUUGCAGCUCGUAACCGUGAUAUUGAUCUUGUACUAAUUUUGUCAAACCCAGCUACCUCAUUCAGCAGGUCCCAGUUACAAUUUGUAACACCAUUGUUGGAAACUUUGCCUGACUCGCUCUCUCCUGCCUUGCCGAACAUUCUCAGUUUGACAGCAGGAGGGCCUCUGAGGCUGGUUUUGGAUAACUUCGUGAAAGGACUUCCUCUACAAAAUACAGCAAGAGAGCUAAUUGGAGACUUUACUACUUUCUCAUCAUCUCUUCCUGUUCUUGCAGACAUAUUACCAAAAGAAACACUUCUCUGGAAACUAAAGAUGUCUAAGUCAGCAUCUGAAUAUGCCAAUUCACGUCUUUAUGCUAUCAAAGCUCAAACUUUGAUACUCAGCAGUGGAAAUGAUCAAUUACUACCUAGCCAACAGGAAGGUGAAAGACUACAUAAAUUACUGCCUAAUUGCGAGCUCCGUAAAUUUGAUGACAGUGGACAUUUCCUACUACUGGAAGGCAGCAUUGACCUGGUAACCAUCCUCAAGGGAGCUUCUUACUACCGCCGUGGCAAGUAUCAUGACUAUGUUUCUGAUUUCAUACCGCCUACACCUUAUGAAGCCAAAGAAGUAAUAGAAUCAAACAGAUUGAUUAAUGCGGUCACAAGCGCUGUAAUGCUUUCAACCUUGGAGGAUGGAACGAUUGUAAAGGGACUUGCUGGAAUUCCUUCAGAGGGUCCUGUUUUGUUUGUUGGGUACCACAUGUUGCUAGGAUUGGAAUUAGUUCCCUUGGUUUCUCGAAUUUAUAAUGAAAGAAAUAUCCUUGUUAGAGGAAUAGCACAUCCUAUGAUGUUCAAGAGACAGAAAAAUGGGAGUUUGCCAGAAAUAUCUUCUUUUGACACAUUCAGAAUUAUGGGUGCUGUUCCUGUAGCACCAACUAACCUCUUUAAGCUUUUAUCUUCCAAGUCACAUGUCCUGUUAUAUCCUGGAGGGAUGCGCGAGGCUCUUCAUAGGAAGGGUGAAGAAUACAAAUUAUUCUGGCCUGAACAAUCUGAGUUUAUCAGAAUGGCAGCAAGAUUUGGAGCCAAAAUCGUACCUUUUGGUGCUGUUGGAGAAGAUGAUCUUGGCCAAGUUGUGAUUGAUUAUGAUGACUUGGUGAAGAUUCCUUACUUUAAGUCUGAAAUAGAAAAACUUACAAACGAGGCUAUGCAGUUGAGGACUGGUGCUAGUGGUGAGGUGGCAAAUCAACAAGUGCAUAUGCCUGGAAUUUUGCCUAAAGUUCCAGGCCGGUUCUACUAUUAUUUUGGAAAACCAAUUGAAACAGCAGGAAGGAAACAGGAACUUAAAGACAGAGAGAACUCUCAAGAAUUAUAUCUUGAAGUGCAAUCUGAGGUUGAGAGAUGUAUUGCUUAUUUAAAAGAGAAACGAGAAAGCGAUCCUUACAGAAGUAUAGUGUCUCGGUUAUUCUACCAAGCUACACAUGGUUUUACAUCUGAUAUUCCAACAUUUGAAAUUUGAUUGGUUUGUACAAAAAUUGGUAAUUUUAUAAUUUUGAUCAAGAAAGUUCCCUAGGUAGAAAGGCAAACUUUGUAUUUGCCCAUAGUUUUUAGGCAUUGGUUUUGCCCUGAAGGCAUGAUAGCUCAUAGAAGGUUGGAUCAUUGUGCAGUUCUUCCUAUAGGUUAAAUUAAAAAGCAGCAAAUGCAAAAAAUGAAUGAUUGGGAAAGAAACAUAACUGCUGAAGUUGUAUGUAAAUUUUUGUCAUUUUUUAUUCUUGGACCAUGGAAUCUUGAAGCAUGUAAAGUUGGAGGGAGGUAUCAGUGUAUCAUUCCCUAAUACCAUAGUGAAAUUAUAUAUGUCUCUAGUCUCUUGACACAUAUA
Messenger RNA from Medicago truncatula (barrel medic), 2709 nucleotides. RefSeq names its product acyltransferase-like protein At3g26840, chloroplastic. The transcript is spliced from 14 exons. Lineage: Eukaryota; Viridiplantae; Streptophyta; Magnoliopsida; Fabales; Fabaceae. The record is from RefSeq and is a predicted model, not a curated record. Bases 256 to 2349 code for a protein of 697 amino acids. Gene Ontology annotation, cellular component: membrane.